This is a messenger RNA of Cladophialophora bantiana CBS 173.52, 1044 nucleotides long. RefSeq lists its product as uncharacterized. The record is from RefSeq and is a predicted model, not a curated record. The transcript has a single exon. Bases 1 to 1044 code for a protein of 347 amino acids. Lineage: Eukaryota; Fungi; Ascomycota; Eurotiomycetes; Chaetothyriales; Herpotrichiellaceae.
AUGAAAAACUAUGAAUACCCCCGAGUUCGUCCGCCCACUUCGCUGCAGCCAGCUCAGCAACCUUCCGACAAUCGGUUUUCGUGGAUGGCCACGUCGACGGACGAGGAAAAUCGUGUGGGAGCAAGAAGAGUGACAAACCUUCCAACAUCAGCACCUCCGCAGGCAUCUGCACAACAAGCACCGCCGCACGCUCCGGCUCUGGUGCCAACGAUGGAAUCUCAAGUUUACGCUGGCGGUGUGGUUCCGUAUCAGAUCCAAAAUCCGGCGGUUGUACAACAGCAAUCUUUCCAAGCCCCUCUGCAACAUGGCGCUUACGCCGCACAACCAUAUCCCACCCAAGUAUCUGUACUACAACCUCAAGCGCAACCCACAAACCAACCUAUGCCUCCUUUACCACAGCCUCCCGAACCUGCAAAGCAUCCUACGAUCCCCGAAAACGAAGCAACAGGGCCAAUUGUGCCAGACACGAACCCUUUGAGGCCAUCAACUCCCAAGCGCCCCAACCGUACCAGCACCAACAUGGCCAUCGUUCCACCUCCGUCCGAUCCCUCUCAAUUCUCAGCCACCACGUUUACCCCGAGCCCACAAUCCAUAAAAGGCGGCUCGUGGCAGCACAGCUUUUGCUCUUGCGCCGAACCUUCUACCUGCAUAACCGGACUAUUCUGCCCGUGCAUCGUGUACGGUAAGACCCAAUAUCGGCUAGGAUUGAGAGACGAAAGAAAAGAUCCAACAAAUAUGCUAGGAUACACGGCAGUAAAUGGGUCUUGUAUUGCCUUUGGCAUUCUGUGUGGUGUCAAUGGGAUACUGGCAGCCAUCCAGCAUACACGGGUGCGUAAGACCUACACCAUGAGCGCGGAAGCUGGGAACGUCGCUGGGGACUGUCUCAAGGGAAUCUGCUGCUGUUGCUGUGUUGUCGCUCAGGAUGAAAAGGAGGUCAAAUUUCGAGAAGAGCAGGCCCGAAAACCGGCUGGGUCUGGCACCAAGAGAGAAGGAUAUGUGGCGCCUACGACAAUGACGUUCAAUCCUCCACCUCAACCGAGAUGA